AAAAGGGAAACAUCCAGAGACAGAGAGACGAAACCAAGCGAAGUUGGAUAAAGGAGAGAGGGGAGCACAUGUGGGCAGAUGGGAGGACAUAUUGAUCUGGAUCAGAGAAGCAAAGGGCUGCCUUGACUGACCAAGGAAGACCAAAACCUCACUCGCAACUGAAUCUUCUAUCAAGCUCUGGUAUUUAUAAAGAUCUGGAAGCCCAACUUCUCCCGGGCUUCGCCCUGGAGGCCACAAGUUCCUGUGGAAGGACAGCAGAGGGGGAAUGCUGUGGGAGCUGCUCACCCCCUCAUGCACCCCCUCUGGUGUCGCCUUUGCUCACCGUGGAGGAACCAAGCUUCACCACUGUGGAACUAUGCCAAGACGGACAAGACAUGCACCUGACUGCUAAAGAAGGGGGUGUGCAGAAGAUGAGUGAUCAAGAUCCAAACUGUGAAGGUAUGCAAAAGAAGGACCAAAGACUGCCAUUCCAGAUUUUCCCAGACCCGAUAGAAAUUGUCUUGGGCCCAGAGGCGUCACUGAACAGUCCAAAUCGGGACAAGGAGCGUCUGCCUUCCAUCGUCGUGGAGCCCACAGAAGUGAGCGAAGUGGAAAGCGGUGAGCUGCGCUGGCCUCCCGAGAAUAUAGAAACAGAAGACGAUGAGGAGGACCUGUUCCUGGAGCAGUGCAUCCCCCCAGCCAACAUUGCUGACUGGGGAGAAGAUGAGGAAGAGGAGGAGACAUCAAUAAUACUGCAGCAGCAGCCGGGCCUGACACUCCUUGACCUUCAGUCUGACGCAUUUAGAGACAACACCCCGACGCUUCCUCCCAACAGUGCCCCCACCUUCCACUAAGAACAUCGCCUCUGCUGACCCUGUGAGGAAACAUCUUGAGAUGAACUGUGGCAAUAACUGUUAGGAUGAAAAAAACAAACAAAAAACCAAAACAAAAAACAGCUUCAAAGCAGCAAACAUGUUAUCACGAUAAUAGUUGUUAGGUAAUAAAAUAAAAUAAAAAUAACAAUAAAAAAAUGCAACAUAAAAUGACAAGGAAACCGGGACAUUUUGGUUCAGUGUCUUUGACUGGAAGGAUUUUGAUAUUUUCUGAUUGGGGAAGAUGAUCAUCGAAACAAAUGGACAGAUUUGUUUUUUUAAGUUUAUUUUAAGGCAACAUUUAGCUGAAAUUGAAGGAUUGUGUUUCAUUUCUUUUGAGAUGGUUCAUAUUCUCAAAAACCCUGAUGUUGCAGCAUUUUUUUUUCUUUUCUGCUCCUUUUCCUUUCACAUAGUUUAGUGGAAAUAUUUAUGUGCUUAUUCCUCCAGUAUGUAGGAUGUAGUAAAUCACAGUACGCUAGCUGCCUGCUGAUGGUUCAUAUAACUUGGAACUGCACAGGACUUUGACAUGUGUUUUUCAUUACAAAGGUUUACUUUCAGCAGCAAAAAACCAAGAGUUCUUGGAGUAAUAUAAAUGUUUGAACAGAUCAAAACCCCAAAAUGUUUUUGCUUCUGUGGGAAACCUGAAUAAACAGACAUUAUUAUUUUAAAUUUAAACAAUAAAGUAUUUGUUCUCUUUAUAUGGGAAAAGAUGACGGGUGUAGCAUAUUUAGUAUUUUAAAUAUUCCUUGUUUAAUUGUUUGAAAUGUUGUUAAAGUUCUUCUACUUAAGAUCCAGACACUACACACUCCAUUAAUGUAAAAACAUAUGAACUUGAAGUUUCUCAUGUAAUGAGACCAAACAACUGAACUAAAAUUAAAUAUUAUAACAUGUUAUUCAUGUACUUUAAAUGUUGACAAAUUCUUUGAAUGCUGUAUAAUUUCAAUGUGUGAAAUUAUACCUGAGGCAACAUUUGUGGGAUAAAUUCUAUAUCUGGUACCCGUGGUAUGGAAAGAUUUCAUUCUGACAUGUGAAAUCUAAACACAUUACUUUUGUUUUACAUGCUUCAGCUUGUAGUUAUUUUUAAUAGUUAAAAUUCCUCCUAUCAUUAUGCAAAUUAACAUGGAAACCCCCUCAACAUGAAGAAGGGUGUGUGCGAUGUCCAUGACACAUUUUGCUACACAAGAUUUUCAUGUGUUUUACAAGUCCUUUUCCAUCUGUUUCACAUUAGGAAUGUUUCUGUGUUACACAUUUCACAACACAAUUAUUUUCACACGCACAACAGUUUUCACAUUUAAAACAUCAUAAUUUUACCUUUGGAAAGAUUUUCCUCGCAGGUUUCACAUUUUCUACAAAGCAUAAAUUUACAUAUUUGUUUCAAUGUUUUUACAUAGGAGCGUCUUUGAAUGUUAGAUGUGGGAAAAAUGUUUUCCAUGUUGUUCUUCAUGUUACCACACAAUAUAAUUUAUGUGAAACACAUUGGGAAAUGUUCUUCAUGUCAAAUGUUUCCUCAAAUGGUACAGGACAACAUCAUUCCCAUAAGUUUACACAAUAAAAUUUUCAAGUGUUAAACAUGUAGGACAAUGUUUUCUCAAGUUCCCGUUUAAUACACAAUAUGAUUUUCAAAUCAGAAGUUUGCAGGGAAGCAACGCAUGUGUAAAACACACAAACGUUAGUGUGAUAUUAUGUGUACCUACUUUUCGAAAAUGUCUAUUUUGUUUGAAAAAAUAAAUGUUGCCACCGACCACCGGUCAAUGAAACUCGUA
Xiphophorus maculatus (southern platyfish) is the source of this 2614-nucleotide messenger RNA. RefSeq names its product protein LBH-like (gene lbhl). Bases 375 to 833 code for a protein of 152 amino acids. Gene Ontology annotation, biological process: positive regulation of DNA-templated transcription. NCBI's taxonomy places the organism in Eukaryota, Metazoa, Chordata, Actinopteri, Cyprinodontiformes, Poeciliidae. The record is from RefSeq and is a predicted model, not a curated record. The transcript is spliced from 4 exons. Gene Ontology annotation, cellular component: nucleus.